This is a messenger RNA of Schizophyllum commune H4-8, 969 nucleotides long. RefSeq lists its product as uncharacterized. NCBI's taxonomy places the organism in Eukaryota, Fungi, Basidiomycota, Agaricomycetes, Agaricales, Schizophyllaceae. The record is from RefSeq and is a predicted model, not a curated record. Bases 1 to 969 code for a protein of 322 amino acids. The transcript is spliced from 20 exons.
AUGUCGGAUGCGCAGUUUGUGCCAAGGACCUAUGGCGCGAUUCUGCUGGGGGGAUUGUUUUCGGCGUGGCUAGGCGGGAUGGUCACCGCGCAGACCGUCGUCUAUGUCAAGUUGUACUUGAAGAGGGACAGCAUACGGCUGAAGUCUUUGGUCGGCGCGGUGUGGUUGCUCGAUGCACUCCACAGCAUGGCAGUAUGGGCAGCGGGGUGGACCUACCUCAUAGAUGGCUUCGGCGAUACGCAGGGUAUCGCAGAAAUACCUUGGAGCAUCGCGAUGACCGUCGUAUUUACGGCAUCUCUCACCUUCCUUGUCCACUUGUUCCUUGCUCGGCGGAUUCAUCUUUUAUCUCAUGGGAACUACUAUCUCACCGCGGCGGUCGUGAAGUGCCCUGGCGGUCCUGCGACUAGCUUCUGCCUGUGUCACAACCGGAACCAUGAUUACUAUGGAAACUUCGCUGACUUCAAGGAGCACUUCUCUUGGGUCUUCACGCUGGGACUCGCUCUUUCGUCCGCAGUUGACGCCUUGAUCACGGGCUGUCUUUUCGUCCUUUUGCAUCGAAGCAGGAAGAGCACGCCGUUGAGCAUGCCUGGAUUGACCGACAUGAUUGACACUCUGAUUUUGUACGCAUUUGAGAGCGGAUCGCUAACCUGUUUUGCCACUAUUGUUUCCAUGAUUUGUUGGAUUACUAUGAACCACAACCUAAUCUUCCUUGGCUUGCACUUCGUUAUCGCGAAGCUAUACGCGAACACCUUCCUCGCGACGCUCAACAUGCGAUAUAUGAUACGCGAGUCAAGAAGCUCUUCCAUCGGCCAGCCGGGCAUCAUCGUGCUCGAGCGACACGACCGCGAAGCCGACAGCCUGGAACAACACCGUUGCAAGACCUUGAAUGCCCUGCAGAUCAGCGUCGACGUCCAGCGCACGGUGCAGUAUGACGAAGAAUCGUCGUCGGACCGCGGAGGCAGCAAGUAG